Molecule: messenger RNA, 1201 nt
Organism: Exophiala viscosa
Lineage: Eukaryota; Fungi; Ascomycota; Eurotiomycetes; Chaetothyriales; Herpotrichiellaceae
Product: L-iditol 2-dehydrogenase
Exons: 2
Coding region: 297-1181 (294 amino acids)
Cellular component (GO): cytoplasm
Molecular function (GO): ATP binding; kinase activity
Source: RefSeq, a predicted model, not a curated record
UUCAUUAGGACAUAUCCAACACAUACGCUUUCAUCCUCCAGUCUCUGAUUUUUGAUCUUUAGCCGUUAUGACGAUAGCAGUGACGAACGCCGGUUGCUUUGUUAAGGGUUCCUGAACGGAAACGUGAGACGAGGCUGGCGGCACAGAACGUCCAUUGCACUCUUAUAGAGUCCAAGCACACCACCUGCUAGGCAGGCAGAUCGAACAAGCCCAGCACCAAUCUUGAAGGCCAUUAGAGCCAUCCCAUCACAGAGCUCACUCGGGACUUCGACUCAACAUACUACCUACAGCACGUCAUGGAUUCACAAGUCCAACAGCUCGUCGAGCACACAUGGGAGAAGUUCUCAACCUACGACCUCUCCCAGCGCCUAUUGAUCGCCAUCUCCGGCAUCCCAGGCUCCGGCAAAACGACACUCGCGUCCAGUGUCGUCCACUCCCUCAACAAGAAACACCACGACUCACGCCACACGCUCUUCCCCAACAGUCCCGAAUCCGGCCCAUCAAGCCCGGACAUCGCCUUCGUCGUGCCCCUAGACGGCUACCACCUCACACGCAAGCAACUCGCCGCUCUGCCCAACGCCGAGGAAGCCAUAUUCCGCCGCGGCGCGGCCUUCACAUUCGACGCGCAAUCGUAUCUCGAAUUAGUCGAGAAACUACGCAGACCAAUCAUGCCCGAGACACCGACCAUCUACGCGCCCAGCUUCGAUCACGCUGUAAAGGACCCGGUGAGUAACGACAUUGCUGUCCCGCCCACUGCAAGGAUCAUUGUGUUCGAAGGCCUCUACACAGCGUUAGACGAAGAGGGAUGGCGCGACGCUCACGCUCUCAUGGACGAAAUGUGGUUCGUGGAGACGGACAUCGAGACGGCAACCCAGCGUGUGGCGAAACGCAAUUUCGGUGCUGGCAUUACCAAGACGUUCGAGGAGAGUUUAGCCAGGACGAAGGAGUCUGAUAUGCGGAAUGCAAGGGAUAUCUUGGACCACCGAUUACAUGUUGAUCAAGUCAUUCCUAGUGUCGAGGACGAGAGCUGGCGAAGCGAGGAAGUUGUGCAAGUCGAAAACGAGUUGGAAAGAAGCCAGACGCAGGCUGACAACGAGGCCAACGCGGAAGAGGUCAAACGCCAGCAGAUGAUGAGGAUGGAUAGUAUUGCUGAGUUGGCGGCUGAUGGGGUCGGAAUGUAGCGACUGCAUCUUCUCUGCGA